GCUUAGCUGGAUCCUCUGCUUUAGGGUCUCACUGACUGCUGUCAUCUCAGGGCCCCAACCAGAAGGGAUCUAUUUUUCAAGCUCAAGAGCGAGUGGUUGAUGGCAGGAUUCAGUUCCUCAUGAGUUGCUGGGCAGAGCCCUCCGUUCCUCACGUGGCCUGCCUUGGUUCCUUGCCAUGUGAGCCUCUCCAUAGAGCAUAUCAUACAUGGUGAUUGGCCUCAUCAGGGGGAGCAAGCAGAUGGACAGGAGAGGGUGCUAGCAAGAGAACGUGCCCAAGUCACGGCAUUUUAUGAACUCAUCUUGAAAGUUAUCAGCCUAUACUUAGUAGGAGAGCAGAAGAAAAAAGCCUUCCUGGUCAUUGUGCUUUCUCCCUCUUGUGUGCAGACUGUGAGUCCUGUUCCUUUUGCUAUGUGAACACAGCUAUAAAUAACAGCAAAUCAUCCAGACAUGAUUUGAUCUGGUCCAGAGAAUGAAGGAGUAAAAAGGAGAGGAAACUCAGGAGAGAGGAACUCCUUGUACUGAACAUACUCCUUGCAGCUGAACAACACAUUUUGUCUGGAAGGAAGACCUGAGAAGUGCUUCUCCCUGGCUACCAUAGUUCUUCGGAUGAAAUGUCUCCUAGGAGAACACCGUGGACUGGAGAUGGAAGAAGAGAAACAGAUUAGGAGCUUGAAGUUGAAGACACCAAGUCCUUUAAUUUGCCUAUGUCAUUUGCCAGGGCAGUAGGUGAAGAAGGCCAGAUGGAAGCCCCGAAGCCAUAGAGAGAGCAUUAUGAAGGUAUAGUGCUAACAAGUAAUCAACACUACCAGGCUCGUGGUUAUUGACUCGUUACCGGUGAUACUGAGCAGCUCUUCCCACUCCAGGCAUGCGCAGUCAGACUCUCUACGGCCGGCUGAGGGGACCACAAGCCCUUCGGAUUUUGUGGAAGAGCGUGGCGGGCAUCUCAGUGUUGUCACAGGCCGUUGGAAAUUACCAUGACAACAAGCUUGGAGGCUUUUUGGGUGGCCUCUGGCCUGGUGCUAAGUAAGUGCAAGCUUCUCGACUCCUUACGGAUCCCAAAAAGCCAAACCUUCAAUGGCAGGACCCGUCAGUAACUGGCUUCCUGUGAUAUUCCCGGGAGAGGAGCCUCCUCCGAAGUCUUGAAGAUAAACCCUCAUCACGUCUGUGUGAGUUGUUGGCUAAAGGUCCAAACUCAAAACUCGUUACCUCCUCGGCAGAGCCUUUUCUGGCCCCCAGGCCACUCUGAGUUCUAUCUUAGCAUUCCCCCAUUCCUUGGUAUUCUCUCCGUAAGCCCUUUUCAGUUCAUUUCCCACUCAGGGCUUAAGAGGACAGUCGCUAGAAAAUAUGGCAGGCAGUCGAUAAAAAAUUGCGAGGAACUGCAUCAAAAUGCCAGUUGAUGUAAAUUUUAGGUCCAGUGAGAAAAAUCCCAUUUUUCUGGAAAAGACUACUGAUCUUUGAGAUUUGAGAAUGCAGCCGGCUCCCGAUUUUAUUUCUCCCUGGUAAAGGGAACAAUAACGGCCUGUGGGGAAAAGCGUGUGUGUGUGUGUGUGUGUGUGUGUGUGUGUAUUCUGCUUCGGCCCUCCCAGAUGUCAGUUACUGAAGGUUUAAGGCACAAAUCCCUUGGCCCAUUUUUUUCCCUCAGCAGCCGGCCGCCUUCAAAGGGCCCUGGGGAAGGCCGGUCGACAGCUCCCACAUGGGCAUUCCGCGGGCGUCCGUGUGCAUUUAAUUCAGAUACAGAGCGCAUUUUAUAGCAACUUGAACAUGCCAUUCUAACGUACUGGAAGAGAUGAGAAAUGGGGCUGUGAGUUCUCUCUGGGUUCACGGGCUCAGCAUGAGCAAGGUUUGCAGUGCCUUUCAGAGGGGGCCACAUCCGAAAUGAGAGGCCCAGGACAUCUGCGGGAUGGAGUCUGCGGGCCGGUUCCCGUCUGGGAAGAGCCGGCUGCCGGGCAGUGAUGGAAGCGUCCAGCAGGGGGCUGGCAUUCUCUGUCUAUAAGUAGCCCCGGUUCCCCCGCAGAGCCCCGGCUCAGCGCCGCUGCUGUUUGCUGGUGAAGUCAGUGACGUGCACAGCAUCCUGCCCAGAGGAUUGGAGGGCUUCUCAGUGCAGUUUUUUUUCUACCCACUUUAAACCUUCAGGUUCGAAAUAUCAGGAAGGAUAGGGCAUGCCGUAUGAAAAGAGCCGGCCAAAAGUUCCUAGUAAACUGCGGCCAGAGAGACUCAGCCUCGAAUGGAGGUAGAAGGAGUUGAUACAGAGUGGGUUUAAUUCCGGCUGACUUUUUGUUGUCGUUUGGUUGCGACUUACUGAAUUUAGACAUGUAUUCCGUUGGCCAUGUGAGGACCAGAGCAAGACCAGCAUCCAAAUAGCGCCAGACCCUUCCGAAUGCCACAGUGCAUGUGUCCUCAGAGUAUCUGUGUCAAGGAAGAUAAAGAGCCCAGCCUCGAUUUUAGCCUCAUCUUUGCCCAACUACAAAAUCAGAGUUAAGCAACAGCACCUGAGAGUCCUUUUCAGGUGGCAAGGAACCCAGAGGAUGGCUCUGAAUGAUUGCUUGCUUUUGAACUUGGAAGUGGAGCACUUCUUGUACUGCAACGUCUCCAAUCACAGUGCAGAUCUACCCGUGAACGACGACUGGUUCCACCCAGGGGUCUUCUAUGUCAUCCCGGCCGUCUAUGGGGUCAUCAUCCUGAUAGGCCUCAUCGGCAACGUCACGCUGAUCAAGAUCUUCUGUACGGUGAAGGCCAUGCGGAACGUGCCCAACCUGUUCAUCUCCAGUCUGGCCUUGGGAGACCUGCUCCUCCUGGUAACGUGCGCUCCUGUGGACGCCAGCCGGUACCUGGCCGACAGGUGGCUGUUCGGCAGGAUCGGCUGCAAACUGAUCCCGUUCAUACAGCUCACCUCGGUGGGGGUGUCUGUCUUCACGCUCACGGCUCUCUCGGCGGACAGGUACAAAGCCAUCGUCCGACCAAUGGAUAUCCAGGCCUCUCACGCUCUGAUGAAGAUCUGCCUCAAAGCCGCAUUGAUCUGGAUUAUCUCCAUGCUUCUAGCCAUCCCAGAGGCUGUGUUUUCUGAUCUACAUCCCUUCCAUGAGGAAAGCACCAACCAGACCUUCAUUAGCUGUGCCCCAUACCCACACUCUAAUGAGCUGCACCCCAAAAUUCACUCCAUGGCUUCCUUCCUGGUCUUCUACAUCAUUCCACUGUCGAUUAUCUCUGUCUACUACUACUUCAUUGCUAGAAAUCUGAUCCAGAGUGCUUACAAUCUGCCUGUGGAAGGGAAUAUACAUGUCAAGAAGCAGAUUGAAUCCCGGAAGCGCCUCGCCAAAACAGUGCUGGUGUUCGUGGGCCUCUUUGCCUUCUGCUGGCUCCCCAACCACAUCAUCUACCUGUACCGCUCCUACCACUACUCCGAGGUGGACACCUCCAUGCUCCACUUCAUCACCAGCAUCUGCGCCCGCCUCCUGGCCUUCACCAACUCCUGUGUGAACCCUUUCGCCCUCUACCUGCUGAGCAAGAGUUUCAGGAAACAAUUCAACACCCAGCUCCUCUGCUGCCGGCCUGGGCUGAUGACCCGCUCUCACAGCACUGGCAGAAGUACCACGUGCAUGACCUCCUUUAAGAGCACCAACCCCUCUGUGGCCACCUUCAGCCUCAUCAACGGAAACAUCUGUCAUGAAGGGUACGUCUAGGCUGAUCCUUGACCCUGGCACUCGGGGGCCCCGCUUUUGCUUUAUGGCUAGUAAAGAACCCCUCACAUCUGUUGUCUCUGUACCCUCCAAAGAGCCUUCGAAAGGCUAUGAAUUUGUAGGCAAGUUGCAGAGAAGCCCAAAUGGAUUGCUGUGGUGUUUGAAAGGCCCAUCAAGGCUUAUAUUUUCCAUUUCAACUUCUGAAUGUUCUUCUGAUGUUGAGCCAACUGUCCCUUUUUAGAAAAGGGAAUAAGAAAUUAUCUUUUUUUAAAAAGAUUUUAUUUAUUUAUUUGACAGACAGAGAUCACAAGUAG
Mustela erminea (ermine) is the source of this 3991-nucleotide messenger RNA. It is a transcript of the gene GRPR, whose product is annotated as gastrin releasing peptide receptor. Lineage: Eukaryota; Metazoa; Chordata; Mammalia; Carnivora; Mustelidae. Gene Ontology annotation, biological process: G protein-coupled receptor signaling pathway. The record is from RefSeq and is a predicted model, not a curated record. The transcript has 6 exons. Gene Ontology annotation, molecular function: G protein-coupled peptide receptor activity. The coding region runs from base 2526 to 3680 and encodes 384 amino acids. Gene Ontology annotation, cellular component: membrane.